Molecule: messenger RNA, 777 nt
Organism: Leptosia nina
Lineage: Eukaryota; Metazoa; Arthropoda; Insecta; Lepidoptera; Pieridae
Source: the annotation of a GenBank genome assembly
AUGUCGAUACCAUCAUCAGAAACAGUAUUAGGAGGACUCGCUUACUCUGAACGGACAUUGGCUAUUAUAAAACCAGAGGCUUAUGAAAACGCCGAGGACAUUGAGAACCAUAUACGGCUAAAUGGCUUUACAAUACUGGCGAGACGCGAAGUGCACCUCACCCCAGAACACGCGGCUGAGUUAUACAAAGGUCACUAUGGCAGGCACCACUUCCCUCAUCUCGUUGCUCACAUGUCAAGUGGAGCUAUAAUCGCAAUGGUUCUGGCUGCUAAGAAUUGCAUUAGCAAGUGGAAAACGCUCAUGGGGCCGGCUAGAGUUGUAGAAGCGCAAGCAUACUGGCCGGACAGCCUACGCGCGUGUUACGGCCGACGAGCGAAAUAUGGCGAUUAUUUUAACGGAGUGCACGGAAGCGCUAAUCUCGCUGAAGCUAUUAGGGAGAUACAUUUCUUUUUUCCAGCUAUGAUAGUCGGGCCAAUACUACGAGGACCACAGGUAGCGGACUAUGUACAGAAGUACAUCACCCCAACCCUGCUACCAGCGCUCACAGCCCUAGCGCAAGAGCGGCCCGCAGAACCGAUUAUGUGGCUCGCGGAUCAUUUGUAUAAGCACAACCCUAACGAACCGGAACUAGCUCCCCAGGCGCGGGAAAUGAGAGAAGACGCGCGAUGUCACACCCCCCGUACCCUCAGAGGAAUCGGACAAAUGAAGAUUUUAAAACUGUCAUGCUAUAAUUUUUUUAUUACCGUUUUUACUGGCUAUUUCGUUAUUUAUUUAUAA